AUGUCAUCGUUUAUCAUCAGAAGAUCUCGAGGCAGAUCCUUACUUCUCUGGAAAACCCAUGGAUUCAAAAUCACAACUAGUUUCUCUCCCUCCACUGAUUCACUUUCGGCUUCUGGGUUCUCUUCAUUUUUAACUAGAAGCUUCAAAACCACCUCUUUUGGAUUCGUAUCUGGGAAAAUCUCUCAUUUGAAUCAGAAAUUUGGUAACUUCGUCUGUUCUGUGAAUGGUUCCGUUUCCAUGACUCGACGACCAUUGAGCUCUGAGGCUGUAGCUGUGGCCGCGACUUGUGACGGACUUACGGUGGAACGGAUCAUAGCUAAUCAGUGGCCGAUAUUAGACGAGAAUGAGAGUGAUUGGAAGAGCCACGCUGCAGCAAUUGCACAGUCCAUUCAAGUCAUCAAGAGACGAUUGCAGUGGAAGAAACUUUUGGUGAGGCUCAAAGUGUUAUCUGCAGAGCUGAAUAAGCCUGAUCUCUGGGAUGAUCCAGUUCGUGCUGGUAAGAUAAGCCGGGAGCACGGUUCCCUCACGGGGAAAAUGAAAGGAGUUAUGACUUUUGAGAGAGAAUUGCUUGAACACAUUGACAUGUUAAAACUCGCUAAAGAGGAGAACGAUUCAGAGUUAGAAUCGGAAACUUUGAAGGCAUUGAUGGACAUGAGAAGGGUUUCCAAAGAGAAAGAACUUGAGGCUUUAUUAUCUGGGGAGAAUGAUCGUUGUUCUUGUUAUAUCGAGGUUCAAGCUGGAGUUGGAGGAACAGACUGCAACGAUUGGGCAUCAAUGGUAAUGCAAAUGUACAAAGCUUGGGCUCAGCGUCGCAAAUUCUCAGUCACUGUGGUCGAUGAAAUGCCUGCGGAGUUGGCAGGAAUCAAGCGUGCGACAAUCAAAGUGAACGGCGAAUACGCAUAUGGUUAUGCUAAAGCAGAAGUUGGAGUUCAUAGGCUGGUGCGUAUAUCCCCAUUUGCCAGUGGGAAAAAGAGGCACACUUCGUUUGCAGCGGUUGCAGUUAUUCCAAUUCUAGGUGAUGGGUCCACCCGUGUGCAGAUCAACGACUCGGAUCUCCGGAUCGAGCGGUUCCGUUCUGGAGGAGCCGGUGGACAGCAUGCUAACACAACGGACAGUGCUGUGAGAAUCACUCACAUACCAACUAGCAUAACAGCAACUUGUCAGAAUGAAAGGUCGCAGCAUAUGAACAAGGCUUCAGCAAUGGCGGUACUACAAUCACGGUUAGACCAACUUGAGAUGGCUCGUCAGACAGCAAUGAACGCUCAACAUACACAGUCACUUACCGAAAUCAGCUGGGGAAACCAGAUAAGAACUUAUGUUCUCCAGCCAUACAGAAUGGUGAAGGAUUUGAGAACAAACUACGAAGUUUCUGAUCCUGACUCGGUUCUCGAAGGAGACUUAGAUGGUUUCAUCUUGAGCUUCUUAUCUUCUUCUUUGGACAAAGAUGAUACUGAACACUAA
Messenger RNA from Arabis nemorensis, 1461 nucleotides. The record is from the annotation of a GenBank genome assembly. Lineage: Eukaryota; Viridiplantae; Streptophyta; Magnoliopsida; Brassicales; Brassicaceae.